CGCCCACGCCCACAAAUUGCACACACUCACCUUCGAAAAUAUAAAAUUACGCGGUUUCUCACAUUUGGUUCCUUUUUCCUCUCCUCUGCUGCUCUUUCGUUUCUCGUCUUUUUCUUCCCUCUCGUCGUCUCUGUCCCUCUGUCGUUCGUACACCAUUUCAUGGUGAUUUGAGAGGGAAGACGACAGGAAAAAGAUAAAUUAUAUGUUUGUGGAAGGUUAAGUUCCCAGGGCAUUGUUUCUUGCCCUGCCUGCCGUUGCCGAGCUGCUGGAUAAAAGUAGAAUAGACAAGAUAACUGACAAAAAAACAACGAGACGAAGAGACGACGUGCAUUGUUGAGAAAAAUAUCUUCCCCGGUAAUGGAUACAUUGGACGCUAUCUUGUUAGGUGCAAGCAAAGCUUGCUGUAGUCCGCUCGCCAUUUUUAUUCAGAUCCAGGGAUAUUUUAUCUGCUUAAUUCUUGCUCUUGGAUGGGCUGGUGCUGCUUAUGUCAGAAGCAGAGAAAUAAGACGGAUGGCUGAGAGAAUGAGAACUGGCAACAGUUUUGCAUUUCUCUGUAGUGAUAUUAAUGAGCUCGAGCAUUCAAAUCAGAUCCAUUUGCCUCGAGUGUCAGUUAUCAUGCCUUUGAAGGGCUUUGGAGAGCAUAAUCUACACAAUUGGAGAUCUCAGGAGUUUUGCCUCACCGGAUCUUCCCCUGGUGCCUGCUUUGCAACUGAAAGGCUUUAA
Molecule: messenger RNA, 723 nt
Organism: Coffea eugenioides
Lineage: Eukaryota; Viridiplantae; Streptophyta; Magnoliopsida; Gentianales; Rubiaceae
Exons: 4
Coding region: 358-723 (121 amino acids)
Biological process (GO): glucosylceramide biosynthetic process
Cellular component (GO): membrane
Molecular function (GO): ceramide glucosyltransferase activity
Source: RefSeq, a predicted model, not a curated record